Lentinula edodes (shiitake mushroom) is the source of this 582-nucleotide messenger RNA. RefSeq lists its product as uncharacterized. The coding region runs from base 37 to 414 and encodes 125 amino acids. The transcript has 2 exons. The record is from RefSeq and is a predicted model, not a curated record. NCBI's taxonomy places the organism in Eukaryota, Fungi, Basidiomycota, Agaricomycetes, Agaricales, Omphalotaceae.
GCGCAGGUUUUCUGCUUGUGUUUUGUCUCAGACUUCAUGUGUGCCAAUCCGCCUUUACCCCUUACUUUGUGCCGCACCUGCGACAUGUUGUUCUUUAUCACUCCCCUUUAUUCCAUUUCACUGGCUUUCAGAUACUUAACGUUGAACCUGUUCCACAUUUAUCCCCACCAAUUAUACCUCAAUGACAAUCUCUGGUUGGAUCUAACCACCUACCUCGGUCUAUUGAACAUCACCUCAUUAUGUGCUGUCUCCAAAACUUUGGCAGCUACAUGUAUGCCUGUACUAUACUGCUCAGUCAAUGUCUCAGCCCUUGCAACACUUUCCAGCCUCAGACUGUUUGUGUUCCGGCUAUGUAUGUGGACAACAUCCUGCUGCUUAUGUCUGCAAAGUUGUCAUUGGUUCCUCGCGCCGUGAAGUCCUCCCUUCCACGUUUCGGUUCAACUCGUUGUAGUCAGGCUGUGUUGUUUUAGAACAGCUCCGAUAAUAUAUGUAACUGUAUUUUACUUAAAUGCAGAAAGGUGCGAUUUGCACCUGAUACCAGAACACCUCAAGCAAGGUUUGUGUCCCCGACGGGGGCAACUA